UGUCUGGAAACCAUAUCUAUACUAAUUAAAAAUGGCUGCUCUCUCAGAAGACAAAGAUGAAGAGCUAACCAAAGAUCUAGAAUCAAUAAACAUAAUCUUGCACGGAGGAAAUUCAGCCGAGCUACUGUCUACUGUUGAGAAGGCUGAUGAUCAAAGCACUGAGAAACUGAAACAGUGUCUACAGAAAAACUAUGAAGCCCAGGCGGGACUACAGAAGCAGCUGGACAAACUGGAGGUUGCUAUAGCAUCCAACAAGCAGAAACUGGACACUGUCACUGCCCCAAGACGUACAUGUAGGAAGUUGUUGCAGAAGUUGUCAAUGGCGACCUUUAGGAGGGGCAAGUACUUCAGGGACCAUCUCGGCUUUUCCCCGCCCAUUUGCCACGAGGGUGCCGGGAGCUAUGCUGAAAUGGACAGAAUACAUACCGAGUCACCUUGGACCCGUCAAUCUGAGACUCGAUUGGUGGAGGGUGUACGGUUCCAGCUGAUAGAGGGACGCACUCGACCACUCCUGAGGCAACUGGAGACUCAUGAUGUGAGUGAGGAUGACCCGAGUGAGGCGAGGCUGAAGGAAUUAGUACUCGCUAAAGUAGAGGCAGUCAAGGCACUGAGUGAUGAAGAGCUGUACAGUGACAAUACUGUGGAGGAGGUCAACUGGAGUUCCCUCUCCUACGAAAUGUUCGGGCACAAACGUUCAGGGAAUGAUUGCCGCAUCCAUUGGACCAAUCACAGUUGUCCGUCAAUCAACAAGAAGGUGUGGUCACCUCAAGAGAACAAAAAUCUCAGCAAAAUUGCUCGUAAACACCAAGAGAGAGAUUGGGCCGAGAUAGCCCGGGAACUAGGCACUGGUCGCACAGCGUUUGCUUGUCUGGGGCAGUACCAGACUGUUCAAAAUCUUGGGAAGGGUGGUGGGCGAUGGAGUAAAGACGAGGACAAGAAAAUCAAGAGUGCAGUAAAACUGUACGGACAAAACUGGGUCAAAGUGGCUCAUUAUGUUGGUGGCGGCCGCUCAUCUAAUAACUGCUAUUACCGCUGGACCAUGUCCCUCUGCCCUGACAUCAAGAAAGGAAAGUGGUCAAAAGCAGAAGAUGUGAAACUAAUUGAAGGCGUGGGUGUUUACGGGAAGAAGGCGUGGUCGAAAGUGUGUCAGUUUGUGCCCGGGCGUUCCCAAAGCCAGUGUCGUGAGCGCUACCUGAACGUGUUGAACUCUGACCUCAAGAAGGGUCCGUUCAGUAAGGACGAGGAUCGAGUAUUGCUGGAGGCGUGUCAGCCGUACGAAGGAAGCAACGCGUGUAUUCCGUGGUCUAAGAUAGCCAAGAGUUCUCUCCCACAGCGAACGGACGCCAUGUGCAGUAUGCGUUGGAAACAGCUGAAAUCAGACGACGAAGUGUUUCAACAAUUCACCAAUCAGGCUCUCAAACGAUACUCUCACCUGAUCAAGAACGUGACCACCCUCCCUGAUACUACUGAUCUCCCUGAGGUUGUGAAAGAGAAAGUCAAGAAGUUUAAAUAUCGCUACACUACACGAGACAAACGUAAAUCCUCCAUCAUCAAUUCCGACUCUUAUCCAAGUCCUGACAGGAUUAUCUCCUGGGACAAUUCUGAUCUCCAGGUUCCACCGUCGUAUAAUUUUCGACGAUAUUCGGCCGCUCUUAAGAACGGAUCAUCAACAAUGUUUAGCUCUCAACCGCUACACAAUUCUCGUAACGAGGAAGGACAAUCGUCGACCAGUUGUCCAACCAACGACCAAGCGAUAGAUGGAACUGUACAGAAUAUUCUCUCUAAUCUAAGAGGGGGCACAACGUCGGCUAAUGUUGGUGCCCCCCUGAACGGAGGGGAACAAUCGGGAUCGCAAUCUACUCCUGAAUCAAUAAUUGAUCUCACUCAAGAUGAUGAUGAUGAUAAUACAAGCUCUAAUGUUACAGCCGGGAACCACACUGUUGCUAUGGGAACGACCAACGCCAUGGAUACGAAUGUUGUAGUCAACAUUGUUAAGCCUCAGCAUGGUCCAGCAUCUGGUGACCAUGCCCCCUUGACCUCUGACCCCGUCCUCAAGCCACUACCGAGAUCCUUUCAUAUACCCCCAGCUGAAGUGGCCACUCGGACAGAAACUAGAUCCAUUCCUCAUAAUGUGGAAUCACACGUGAACACUGAACAAUAUACCAGAAACUCUGAUACGACACCAUUGAUGAUAAAUGAUACCGUGUCAUGUGACUUGCCCAAUGGGUCUAAUCCAAGAACCCCUACAGACAUUGGCACUCGGGAUGGGAACGGAAAGAUUGCAUGUUUACCAAGUAUUGGGGGGACGAAAUCAGAUUCUACGAACACUAUAAAAGGAGAAGAGAAUUUCCCUGUGGGACUACGUUUCGUAUUGCGUCCAAUCAUUUCAGAAUCACACGAAACAACAGCUGCUGGCAAUACUGAAUCUGGAUCCGUUCCUAAUAAUGUGGAAUCAAACAGGAACACGACACCGUUGGAUACCGUGUCACGUGACUUGCAUAAUGCCCACACCCCCAGAAGAAAAGGGAAUUUCCCUGUGGGACCAUGUUUUGUAUUGCGUCCGCUAAUUUCAGAAUCACACGAAACAACAGCUGCUAGAAAUACUGAAUCUGGAUCCGUACCUAAUAAUGUUGAAUCGAACAGGAACACGGCACCGUUGGAUACCGUGUCACGUGACUUGCAUAAUGCCCACAUCCCCAGAAGAGAAGGGAAUUUCCCUGUGGGACCACGUUUUGUAUUGCGUCCGCUAAUUUCAGAGCAAUCACUCGAAACAACAGCUGCUAGCAAUGCUGGGGACGGUGGAACUGAAGAAUCAAAUAAUAGUUUGGACGACGACGAGUUACCAGAUCAAAAGAAACUAAAUGCUGUAACCAUGGUUACUACUACGAGUUCUUCUAUUUUCAGCGUGAAUGAACCAUUGGCUGAUACUAAUAUAUUGCCUAGUGGUACAACAGAUUCUAUUGUAUCCAACAUUCCUGUUAUUUCCAACUCUGCUGGUAGGGGGAACAGUACGGAAAUUAAACGAGUUUUGGCAGCUGAAUUUCUUCGAUUCACUCCGAGAACGGAAACAGACGAGAGAUUGGAAUUGGAAAAAUUCGUCUUUGAAAUGGCCGGAUUUGAUCUCCCCGUUCAAAUAGCAACUGAGAAAGACGUUUUAAUGGAAGCUGAUGCUCACAUGAUUGUGUACGAGCCUAACCACAUAUGCUAUAGUAAAUUCCCGCGUCCUUAUCGCCGGAGAAAUACUGGACCGAUUAUCACUCCUCUGAAUAACGAUGACCUCAUCUCACGUCAUUUUGCACUGUCUCAGGUUCCCAUACCUCCCGUGAAGAAAAGUGCAAACAUCAUCAAUUCAGCUAUCGUGGGUGACUACCAUUACCGGCUACAAGUCUACGCUACCUAUGACAUACUUAUCCACGAUACUUAUUGUCCAACACAGAAAUAUCAAACACCUGAAAAACCACAGAAACGGCCAACAGCUACUGGUCAAAGUACUACUGGUGGUGAUCGAAAACGAAAAAAUGCCGAGAAACCAAAAAGUCCACAAUCCAAGAGAGCAAAACGAACGUACGUACGAAAGAAAGGUGUGGCCUCUAAAACAGUAGAAGAAGUUGCCCAAAGCAUUGACAGUUCGAUGGUCGACACUGCUACAAGAGCGCCAGCUAAGAGUCGACAAAGGACACGCAAACUGGCUCCCAAAAGAGGUGCUUCAAAGACUGCUACAGAAUGUGGACUUAUUGACCCACCCUCUAUUGAGCAAUUUUCAAAUGCUCUGUUCAGAAAAACUGUUCAGAAGAAGCCUGUUCUGAAAAAGCUCUCAUUCAGAAAACGCAAGCGUCCUCCUGAUAAUUCAAACACGAGUGAACAAAGUGCUGCUCAUCCAUCCACUAGCAAAGCAAUGGAUUUCACCACCAUACCCUCCGAUGCUGGAACCACACCCUCUGAUAUUGAACGUAAGGAACACUCUAACAGAAAGCAAAAGCCUUCUGAAUCAGUGGAAGAUGGUAAUGAGACGGCCACCAUUGACGUUGGUGUGUCUCCAUCAGAAACUGUCAAAAGGAGAAAAACUGUGAAAUUUUUUUAGCUCGGCGCUUCCAUGGCGGAGAAAGACGCUAGUAUUAAAUGACGAUAAAUGACGAUUUUGUUGUUGAUUGAUUAUUUACCUUUUUUUUUUUUUUCUAUAGUAUAGGUACAUAUACGUUGUGCAUUUGCAUGGUUGGUGCUUUGAAAAAAUCAGUGAUAUUCAUUACA
This is a messenger RNA of Halichondria panicea, 4248 nucleotides long. RefSeq names its product myb-like protein A. Gene Ontology annotation, cellular component: snRNA-activating protein complex. Gene Ontology annotation, biological process: snRNA transcription by RNA polymerase III; snRNA transcription by RNA polymerase II. The transcript is spliced from 13 exons. The coding region runs from base 32 to 4081 and encodes 1349 amino acids. NCBI's taxonomy places the organism in Eukaryota, Metazoa, Porifera, Demospongiae, Suberitida, Halichondriidae. The record is from RefSeq and is a predicted model, not a curated record. Gene Ontology annotation, molecular function: RNA polymerase III type 3 promoter sequence-specific DNA binding; RNA polymerase II cis-regulatory region sequence-specific DNA binding.